Molecule: messenger RNA, 4274 nt
Organism: Prinia subflava (tawny-flanked prinia)
Lineage: Eukaryota; Metazoa; Chordata; Aves; Passeriformes; Cisticolidae
Biological process (GO): snRNA processing; proteolysis; DNA integration
Cellular component (GO): integrator complex
Molecular function (GO): zinc ion binding; nucleic acid binding; aspartic-type endopeptidase activity
Source: RefSeq, a predicted model, not a curated record
AUGUCGUCACAGGGGGAUUGUGAGUUCCUGGUGAAGCGGGCCCUGGAGCUGGUGCUGGGGGACCUUUGGGCGGCCAAGGUCUGGCUCUACCCCGCCGAUUUCAACAUACAAGUGAGCUCCGCUGCUUUCGCACACGCUCAGUACCGGGGUGCCAGCGCCCCUCGGCUGUUUGUGAGUUUUCCAGACCAACCUGCUGUAUGGAGGGAUAGUGUUAUAACAUCAGCAUUAAGGAAUGACUCCCAGGACAAGCAGACACAGUUUUUAAGAGGAUUAUUUGAGACCCUUCCUGGUCGGGUCCAGUGUGAAAUGCUCCUGAAGGCAACAGAGCAGUGCUUUAACACAUUAGAAAGGGCAGAAAUGCUCCUUCUACUUCUGCGGCAUUUCCCAGAGAGUGUGGUGUUUGUGCAACAUGGGGUAGGCCUUGGAGAAACAUUAUUAGAUGCUGAAAGUAUUGAAGACCAAGAAUCUCCAGUGAGUUGUUUUAGAAAAUUAUUUGUUUGUGAUGUUCUUCCUCUCAUAAUUAACAACCCUGUUAUACGACUUCCUGCCAGCUUGUUAUAUAAAUAUCUGAAUAAAGCAGCAGAAUUUUAUAUUAAUUACAUAACUACAUCUACACAGGCAGAAAGUCAAUAUCAAGGCUCACAAGAUUCCUCUGAUAUUAUGUCUCCAAGCAAGCGCAGCUCUCAGAAAUAUGUAAUAGAUGGUCUCACAGAGAAAUCAUCCCAGAUUACAGAUCCUUGGGAGAGGCUGUUUAAAAUAUUGUCUGUGGUGGCAAUGAGGUGUGAGUGGCAAAUGGAUAAGGGAAGAAGACGUUACGGUGACAUUUUGCAUUGAAUGAAAGAUCUCUGCAGAUACAUCAGUAACUUUGAUAGUGAAGCCCACAUUAAAUAUAAGAAUCAAGUAGUGUAUUCCACAAUGUUGGUCUGCUUUAAAAAUGCUUUUCAGUAUGUCAGCAAUAUCCAGCCAUCACUCUUUCAAGGUCCAAAUGCUCCAAACCAAACUCCACUGGUUCUUCUCGAGGAUGUACCCAACAUCUAUGGUGAUGCAGAUAUUGAUCAUAACAAACACAUACACAAUAAAAGAAAACUUGCUGAAGGAAGAGAAAAAACUAAGCAGAGCUCAAAUGAUGAGGAUCCUUCUGGGAAGGCAAGAAGUCGCCAUAUUACAGUAAACAAGGCUGAUCUUGAAAAUGUUGAAGUAUUAGAGAGUUUCAAACUGGCAAGAGAGAGCUGGGAGCUGCUUUAUUCUCUGGAAUCACUUGACAAAUUCACCAGAAUUUGUUUGUCAUGGAAGACAGAAACCUGGCUUUGGUUAAGAAUCUUUCUUACAGACAUGAUCAUCUACCAGUGGCAGUACAAAAAAGCAAUUAGCAGCCUACAUCACUUGGCAGCUCUUCAGGGCUCUCAUUCUUCCCAGCAAAUUACAGGACAAGGAUCUUUAGAAAAUCAGAGAGCACUAAUCCAGUUAGCAUCGUGCCACUUUGCCCUUGGAGAAUACUGGCAAACAUGCAAAAAAGUGCUUGACCUAUGCUGCAUUUUACUUCCAGUACAGGAAAGAGGUAAAGUACAAGAGGAGCAACCUAAAGUCACAAAAUUCAGGAAAGGGUCUGAUUUGAAGCUUUGGCCAUGUACCAGUAGAGCUAUCAUGCCUUACUGCCUUCAUCUGUUGUUAGCUUGUUUCAAGCUCAGAGCUUUCACAGACAGAAGAGAUGAUAUGGCACUGGGCCACGUAGUUGUUCUGCUUCAGCAUGAGUGGCCGAGGGGUGAGAACUUGUUCCUGAAAGCCAUCAACAAAAUCUGCCAGCAAGGAAACUUCCAGUAUGAGAAUUUUUUCAGCUAUGUCACAAGUAUCCUUUCUCUAACCAAGAAUGUCUUUCACACCCUGUGCUGUAGUGUUGAAAAAGCUGUUUGUUUCAACAUCAUUCACAGCGUUUUAGCUAAGCAGAGGGUGGCGUAUCCCCAGCGUCCGGGGUCUGUCCCCAGUUCUCCUUGUCCCUCUACCCGAACCCCACCUUCCUCUGGUUGGGAGCGCAGGGCUAGCAUUGCUGCGAGGGGAUCGAGCAAGAGGGUCCCCGGCUCUGCACCCCCGCCCAGAUCUCCGUGUCUCAGGGGGGCUGGCCACACCCCCGGGACCCCGACCCGCAGCCCGUCAACCCCAGUUUCCAUCCCCAAAGUUGUGCGGUUCCGCAUCCCGACAUCGGAGUACAUGCUGUGGGAAGCUGGCUGGAAGCGCCGCCUUAAGGCACUCCGAACUGAGCUGUUACAAAGCUCCCAACAUGGCCUCAACAGCUUUGACCAUCCCAUCACUAUGGAUCACUUGGAGUGGACGCCUGUUCAGGUUCGACCAUUGGAGGAUCCACUGCAUAACCAGCUCAGGCUUUGUAAGUACCUUGUUGUUGGAGACACGAAGUGCACGCCAGCUGAGAUCAGAGUGGCACCCCUGACUAUGCCAGGGAAGCAUGACAACCGCUACCUGAUCUUGGUCAUUUGUGUCCAUCCCCCCUAUUUCCUACCUGCCGAAACAGCUGUCGCGCAAGCGAUUCCUUUCCCAGAGACCAUCUGUGUGGAUGAAACUGCACCAGAGGUUUACUGGGCUGAGGCGGUAGGAGAAGAUAAGCCCACUCUCACUUGCACAAUCACCAAUGGAAAUGAGAGUGUGAACGUGAAGGGUGUGAUGGACACUGGGGCAGAUGUCACGAUCAUCCCUGAAAAGGGAUGGCCGUUGCAUUGGCCUUGCAACCUGCGGCAGGCAAGAUCCAGGGAGAAAUUGGCUCAGGGACACAUUGAGCCCACUUUCAGCCCUUGGAACUCUCCAGUCUUCGUUAUCAAGAAGCCGGGGAAGAACAAGUGGCGGCUCCUCCACGACCUUCGUGCAAUUAAUAAUAUCAUUGAGGACAUGGGACCCCUGAAACCAGGAAUGCCUUCCCUGAUGAUGCUUCCCCAAAAUUGGAAUCUGGCUCAAGCUCGUUUGAGCCAUGAGAUGUAUCAUCAGAAUGCUCCCGCCUUGGCGCGGCAGUUCCAUCUGCGAAGAUGCCAGGCAAAGGCGAUCGUGGCGACAUGUCCCCAAUGCCAGAAGCUGGAUCUCCCAUCUCUAGGUGCAGGAGUGAACCCAAGAGGGCUGAGCAGCUGUGAGAUCUGGCAAACAGAUGUUACUCAUUUUCCCCAGUUCGGCCAGUUGAGAUACAUACGCGUCUCUGUUGAUACCUUCUCAGGUGCGGUUUAUGCCUCUGCCCAUGCAGAGGAGAAAGCUGAGCAUGUAAAAAAUCACCUGCUGCAUGCCUUUGCCACUCUCGGAGUUCCUAGAGAAAUCAAAACAGACAAUGGCCCAGCAUAUAUCUCCAAAGCUCUGAAUGAAUUCCUGCAGGAAUGGGGAGUUGAGCACAAGUAUGGCAUCCCUCAUUCCCCCACAGGUCAGGCCAUUGUUGAGAGAACACAUCAAUCUCUCAAGCAGGUGCUGCUUAGGCAGUGGGAAGGCGGUAAAGGCCUCACACCCAGUGAAAGGGUGUGCAAGGCAUUGUUUACCAUCAAUUUUCUUAACUGCAGUUUUGAAAAUCCGUUUCCUCCAGCAGUUAAGCAUUUUCAACCUGCGAACCCUGACAGCCGAGAGCGUCCACGAGUUUUGAUAAGGGACCCCGAGAGCAGGCAAGUGGAGGGGCCGCACGAGUUGGUUUUGUGGGGGCGUGGAUACGCUUGUGUAUCCACCCCUCAAGGGCUGCGAUGGAUCCCACAAAAGUGGGUGAAGCCGUAUGUACACGCCAUCCAGUCCAUCCUCCGGACGGUGAAGUCAUGCCGGACCUCUAGCCCUCCCAUGGGGUUACUGCAGCAGGAAUUCAUACCUGUGCUACAGCCCAGCAUACAGACUGCUGACAGGCACCACACAGUUACCCGGGGUAUAACUAAAGGAGUGAGGGAAGACUUCUGCCUGGCCAUGGAGCGCCAGGUCUCACGCUGUGGGGAAAAUCUCAUAGUGGUCUUGCAUAGGUUCUGCUAUAAUGAGAAAAUACUGCUGCUGCAGACUCUUGCUUGAAUGGACUGGAUCCUGAUGCAGUGUCUUUUACGGAGAGAGGGGAAGGCUCUUCUUUGUAUCAACAAGCAGCACAGCAGUAGAAAAUCUCUUGUUCAGGGAGUCAAGAAGUUCCCUGUAAGUUAAAGGUUCUGCAAUACACAAACACUACUCAGUGUUUGUUCACUGCCUGGUUUUCUUAUGUGAGUAGAUCAAACUUUAUCACCGCGAGCCUAGCCAGAAAGACACUUGGAUCCAGAGUUCUGGGUUCA